AUGAUCUUAUCAUUUGAACAAGAGGAAAAUAUUGGUGACUCAAGUAAAAAUGUGGAUGUUGAAUUGCGAGAUCUUCCUACAGAUCCAGAUAACAAUGUUGUUGCUUUCAAGAAUGCUCCUGAUAAUCUCAAAUUGACAUCACCUGAGAUUCAAAAAGACAUUGUAAGUGCUGUUUCAAAUGAAACCGUAAGUGUUAUCAUUAGAGAUUUAGGAGAUUCAUUAUUCGCUAUAAUGAUUGAUGAAUCUCGUGAUAUCUCUAGGAAGGAAAAAAUGGCUAUUGUCUUACGUUAUGUUAACAAGAAUGGACUUGUUGUGGAGUGUUUUCUAGGUGUUGAACACGUUACUAGUACCACAACUCUCUCACUCAAGGCAACACUAGAUAAUUUCUUUUCAAGGCAUGGGUUGAGUUUUUCUAGACUACGAGGACAAGGUUAUGAUGGAGCUAGUAAUAUGCAAGGAGAAUUUAAUGGUUUGAAGACAUUGGUUUUGAAAGAGAAUAGAUGUGCUUAUUAUAUUCAUUGUUUUGCCCAUCAACUCCAGUUGGCUCUUGUGGCUUUGGCAAAGAACCAUGAUGAUGUUAAUGAUCUUUUUAAUAUCGUGGCGAUUGUGGUAAACAUUGUCGGUGCUUCGUCAAAGCGUUGUGAUCUUCUUAGAGAUAAGCAAGCUUGUAAAGUUAUUGAAGCUCUUUCUAAUGGUGAACUUUCAAGUGGAAAAGUUCUCAAUCAAGAGACUAAUCUGCAACGUGCCAGUGAUAUGCGUUGGGGCUCGCAUUAUGGUACGUUAAUGAGCAUAAUCUUGAUGUUUUCAUCCAUUAUCGAUGUUCUUGAAAUUGUGGCAAAAGAUGGGUCAAACUCUGAGCAAAGAUUUCAUGCAAAAAACAUAUUUAAAUUGAUGCAAUCAUUUGACUUUGUGUUUAGUCUAUUUUUGAUGAAAGAUAUACUUGGCUUUACAAAUGAACUUUCUCAAGCACUACAAAGAAAAGAUCAAGAUAUUGUAAAUGCUAUGAAUUUGGUUGAAGCAUGUAAGCAAGCUUUACAAUUGAUGAGGGAUAAUGGAUGGGAGACUUUAUUAAGCAAAGUUUAUUCUUUUUGUGCCAAUCAUGAUAUUGAUGUUCCUAAUAUGGAUGACAAGUUUUUUAUUCAAGGGCGAUCACAACGUAAGGCUCAAGGUAUCACAAACAACUUGAUACGCCUUGCCGAACUUUAUCCUGAUGAUUUUUCUAACUUAGAACUCAUGGCACUUGAUUCUCAACUUGAUGUUUACAUUUUGGAUAUGCACUCUAAUGUUAAAAUUUAUGGGAUUGAAACAGAUUGGAGAUCUGGCAAAAAUGAUGGUUGA
Molecule: messenger RNA, 1338 nt
Organism: Pistacia vera
Lineage: Eukaryota; Viridiplantae; Streptophyta; Magnoliopsida; Sapindales; Anacardiaceae
Product: zinc finger MYM-type protein 1-like
Exons: 3
Coding region: 1-1338 (445 amino acids)
Source: RefSeq, a predicted model, not a curated record